This is a messenger RNA of Diachasma alloeum, 1990 nucleotides long. RefSeq lists its product as uncharacterized. The record is from RefSeq and is a predicted model, not a curated record. NCBI's taxonomy places the organism in Eukaryota, Metazoa, Arthropoda, Insecta, Hymenoptera, Braconidae.
AUGAGUAUAGCAUCAGGUUCAGGAUCGGUGAUAGGUCGGGACCCAUUGCCUCCACGCGCAGUCAGCACCUCGCAACUGUCUCAAACAACUCUCACUCAGCCACCAUCUUUGGUGUCGACUCUCCCCCUGGCGCGUGCCAAUGGACGCCAGCAGAUCACCGGGGUACUUCCGGUCCAUCAGUCGACCCCUCAACCAACAUCAGCGCGACUUCCUGCAACCGGCGGUAACGACAGUGAUUCGUCAAUUUGUCGUGACACCAGCAUCGCCGACGUCCGGUCAUCAUCCUCAAUGGUGAACAAUGAGGCAUCGAGGAUUUCCCCGAGUGAUACGACCCAGCGCCUCGUCAGCCCAGCGAGGAACUUCCGCGUUGUAUCGCCAAUCGAUCAUCGAGUUUCAAGCCCGAGCGACAGCGAGAGACACAUUCACAGCCCCUGUGAGAGAUUAAUGACGAGUCCCGUAAGCAUCCGAGAAAUGAACGGAGACAUGGCAGUUCACCAUCAAAUUCCGCGAGUGGUGCAGGGUCGAGAGAGCACGACGGAACUCCUUCAGAAAAGGGCGAGGCCUGUUGAAUUGGACCAACCACGAAGACUUGAGAAUCUGCAAAAGCUCGACGAGCUCAAAAAACAUCUGAUGGACCUCGAAAAACAGUAUGAGAAGGGGAAGCCAUUGGUGAACCUGGUGGACAACAUGGUGAAGCUUGGUACCUUGUACAAUCGAAACGGCGUGAACGGAAGUGUUGCCGGGUCUCGUCAGGAGCUAAUGCAGAUGCAGGACGUGACACGUGAACAACGAGAGCGUUUAGAAUUCAAUCAGAGGGUACAAGAGCAGAAGAUUCUGGUUGAGGAGCGAAGGGACUGGGCGAGGCUCAGCCCCGACCAUGGACAACUGCAGGCGAAGGUGCAGCAGCUCUACAAACUGGAUCGAUUGCUCCAGGAAGAGUCGGGGAAACUUCACAGCCUUCAGCAGGACAAGGAAUUACUGGAGAAGGCACUGGGAGGGCUGAAAUACAAGCUCCAAGGCAGCAGAAGUAAUCCUGCUGAAGUGGAGAAAUACAAAAAACAGCAGAUUCUACUGGAGAGAGAGUUGGCCCGAGUUCGAAUGCUACUUGUUCAUAAUUCCAAGAAAUUGGAGGAGACUGUUGCGGAGAAUGCCAGGCUGGAGCAGGACCUCGUGGUGCUCAGACAGAAGCUUCAAGCUUCGAGGAGAUAUGCGGGGAGCAUGAGGAGAGAUACUUCAGGCACGACUGUUGCUGUUGAGACGGAAUUAAGAAGGGUCCAGCAGUUGGUGGGUGAUCUGCAAAGGCAGAGACAAGAAUUAAGUGUUCAAGUUCGACAAUUGACGGAAAAGUCCCAUAGUUUAGUACAGCAGAUUAGACCUAAUCAGCAGCAAGCAGUCUCACCAGCUCCUCAAGUCUACCAUCCAAAGAAAAAAGCUCAAAGUUCAUGGCUAGAAACCGAUCUAGAUUCAGGAAUGACCUUAGAUCACGGUCUGGACUCACCGUCGAGUUCAACUUCCUCAAUGUCCCCUAGGAAUCGUCAAAACGGCAGUCCACAUCAGCACAUACCUUCCCCACAGUACAAAGACCCUCCGGCGGCUCGUUACUCGCCCACAUCCGUGAAUCGUCCAGCUCAGCCAAUUAAUUUGAUACAACCUGGUCGUUCUCAGUCUUACCAUUGUGAUGCACAGCAAAAUCACAUCACUGCGAUAUCACCACAAUUAAGGGAGCAGAUACAACAGCACCAGCUCAAACAACAGCUCCUGAAGGACCAGAUGCAGGGCAAGGGAAGCCCGAUUCAAAGCAUUGUACCUCUUUAUGUGAACACCGACUCGAGAAGAAUUAAUUCGUCUGAUGGAAUGAAAAGAAUGGAUUCCGGGGUCAACGGUGUGGCUAUUCUGCCACCUGAGUAUGUUCCCCCACCACGCCCUCCUCCUUGUGAGGAGGCACUGUUGGUGAAUGGAGGAUACGGACAUGAUGAUAAUAAUUUUGCAG